Cuscuta campestris is the source of this 2477-nucleotide messenger RNA. Lineage: Eukaryota; Viridiplantae; Streptophyta; Magnoliopsida; Solanales; Convolvulaceae. The record is from the annotation of a GenBank genome assembly.
GCCCACUCAAAUUUUUCAUCGUCUUCUUCGCGAGAACCUUUUGAUAAAAUUCUCAAGAACCCUAAUUUCUUCAGAUCUUCUCACUCAAAUUUCUGAGAAAAUGAAGAUUGUUGGCACUAAUAUCCAUUUCCAGAAGUUGGAAGCCAAGUGCUCCUCACCAACGUUCUAUCAAUCCUAUCUGGAGAUGAUUGCUGCUCAAGAGCUCUCCGAAUUCCUUCAUAUGGAGAUUCGAUUCAAGUAUGAGAACGAAGUUCUUGAAUUCUACAAGAAUGGAAAGGUCAAGACUAUCAAAUCGAAGAAGGACCCACAGAAGACGAUUCAAGUCAUCAAUUCCACUGUUGGAGGGACCAAAGUGAAGCUUUCGCAGAAGAAAUUGGGAGAAAAGCUUCACCUUCCCAAUUCUGGAGUUGAAAUUGGGAGACUUCCAGCCAAAAAUCUGGAUUGGAAUAUUAUUGGAAUUUCUGGGCAAGCUCCCUCUGGCCCAGCGAAGAAAGCUGAUCUGAACAACGACUACAAGCUAGUCCUUGAACUGGUCAUCGCAUGCCUCGAGUGUGGUAGUGGAGGACAUGCUGAUGACAUCACCCAAGAGAGGGCCUUCAUCAUCAAUGCCCUCAUUACCAAGUCUAAGGUAAAUUGGGCUGCACAUUUCUUCAAUUCCAUCUCAAAGCAUCUGGGAAAACCCAACCAGAAAUACCUUUGUCAAGCAGAUCAGUUGUUGAGUUGGGACCAGCAACUGAAGAAUGAGAAGAUCAUCAAGGAAUGCUUAGGUCUGCCAGUCAACUAUUGCUGUGAGCAAAUCCUGGAUGUUGACUGGGUAUGGCAAAGGAACUAUGAAGAUUUGCAUCUGGAACACUUGGUCACCUCACCAGUUUCAGAAUUUGAGGCUGACGAUGAGGAUCCUGCAGUCUACAGGCCAAUCUUCUCAAAGGCUACAAAAGAUCAGGAGAAUGCAGCCUCUACUCCACAAGCACAGAACCAAGAAGCAUCAGAAGAAGAACUCCAGCAACUUCUCCAUUCUCAAGCUUCAGAGAUUCUCACAACUCCUUGUGAGAUCACCAAUCCCACUGAAACUGAGAUUCCGGAGAAGUCAGCAGAAAAUCUGGAGAUGUCCAAACCUCUAGAAGCAAAUGAAGUUCAAGAAGAGCAAGCUGUAGAAGCCGAGAGGAGUUCUGCAGAAGCUGAGAAGGAAACUCAAAUGGCAGAACUGGAGGCCUCCAAAUCUCCAGUAGCCAUUUUUCAAGAACAGAAUGAAGCUGAAGAAAGAGACUCCCUCUCUAGGGAUAUAUCAAAUUUUAUACUUGGGGAAGCAGAAGAAGAAUUUGAAAGAACUCUGAGGAUCAAUGAUGAAGAAGAUAUGCAAGAAGAUGCUGAAUCUCUUCCUAUGCAACUUUUCCAAAGAACACCCUCUUCUCAUCAGAAGGUCCAAGGGUUGAUUGAAUCAGCCCUAGCAUCUCAACAUGCCUCCUUUAGGCAAGAGAUAGAGCAGAUGGAAGCCAGGUACAACAAACUGAUUGAGAAAUCCGAAGAGACACACUGCUCCAAUCUCAAGGAGGUAAGCAAAUCAGUGGAUAAGACUCUAGAGAUCAUUUCUCUAUUGAGUAACACUGUGAGCAACACGAUGGAGACAUAUGCAUCUGACAGUUAUCUUCAACUCAAGGAGGUUAACAAAAUCAGAGAGCAAAUAGCAAAUGUCACAGUUAGUCUACAAAAACAAAUGUCCCUUCUCCAAAUGGACAUCAGAGCAGCUCUGGCAGUGUCUUCAGCAAAUCAAGUAGUAACCAAAGACUACUUGAAGGUAAUCAUUGACAAUCAGAAGGAAGCACACAAACUAUUCAGACUUCUUACCACAAAUUCUGGAAAUCGCAAGAUGGAAGUGGUUCUUCAACAACACAGUCCAUCUUUGAUUCAAGAGCUCCCUAUUGCAGUCAAAGAAGGAGAAGUCUCUUACAUUCCUACGCAUCUGAACUUGACUGAUCUAAUCCUUGACACUCAAAGAAGUAAUCCGGAAAACUCAACACAGCACCUAUCCAGCUCAGGAUUGGAUGGAACAGAGGCUGUAGGAACAAUUGCUGCUCACUUCUCAAAUGAUAACCAAACAGAGGAGAGACACAACAACAUAAGGCGCAUCAAAGAACUAUGUGGAAACAUGCAAGGCAUCAGGGAGAUUGCCGGAUCUUCAAAGCGCAAGAAGCACUGAAGGUUUUCUUCAUCAAACCAGGGGGAAAUUGGUUGGUAAACAUGGGAAAAAGCAAGAGUUGCGUUAUUAAAAACUUCUAAUACGGCAUUCAAUUUUUCAAAAAUAACAAAUUCAAAAGGAUUAAUGAUUAUACGAAGUUCAUCCCUAAAAAAUUCAGCAAGUUCCUCUUUAUAUCUUAGGAUCUGUGCAAUCAAUUUGUAAGUACUAUUCCAUCUAAUGUUGAUAUCUCUGGCAAAACUUAUUUCUUUUUUACCCUUAGACUUACAGAACAUCUUCCAGG